GGCUCACGGAAGGCGGAAGUGUGUGAGCCGAAGGCAACGCUGGCGACACCUCAGCUCCGCUUCGCUGCCUGAGGAGUUUCAGGCUGUGUUGUCGGUGUCUCCUAGGCGGCCGCGGGAACGACGGACGAUGACCACGAGGCAGCCGCCGGGCCUGGCGGGAUCUGGAGGCUGACCUCGCCACGCCGCCGGCCGGUGUCGGGCUCCCUGCUUAAGAGUCCGAGAAGGUGACGCCACCCAGACCUGCCUCACCAUGACCGCGGCCGCCGGCUCCAACUGGGGGCUGGUCACCAACGUGGUGAACAGCAUCGUGGGGGUCAGCGUGCUCACCAUGCCCUUCUGCUUCAAGCAGUGUGGCAUCAUUCUGGGGGCCCUACUCUUGGUCUUCUGCUCCUGGAUGACACAUCAAUCAUGCAUGUUCUUGGUGAAGUCAGCUAGCUUGAGCAAGAGGAGAACCUACGCUGGCUUGGCAUUCCACGCCUAUGGAAAAGCCGGGAAGAUGCUGGUGGAGACCAGCAUGAUUGGGCUGAUGCUGGGGACCUGCAUUGCUUUCUAUGUCGUGAUUGGUGACUUGGGGUCCAACUUCUUUGCUCGGUUGAUUCAGGUAACUGGCAACUUCCGUGUGUUCCUGCUCUUCGUGGUGUCCCUGUGCAUUGUACUCCCGCUCAGCCUGCAGAGGAACAUGAUGGCCUCCAUCCAGUCCUUCAGUGCCAUGGCACUUCUCUUCUACACUGUCUUCAUGUUUGUGAUCGUGUUGUCCUCCUUGAAGCAUGGCCUCUUUAGUGGACAGUGGUUGCAGCGGGUCAGCUAUGUCCGCUGGGAGGGUGUCUUCCGCUGCAUUCCCAUCUUUGGCAUGUCCUUCGCCUGCCAGUCCCAGGUCCUGCCCACUUAUGACAGCCUGGACGAGCCAUCUGUGAAGACUAUGAGCUCCAUAUUUGCCUCCUCCCUCAAUGUGGUCACUGCCUUCUACAUCAUGGUUGGGUUUUUCGGUUACGUCAGUUUCACCGAUGCCACUGCAGGCAAUGUGCUGAUGCACUUCCCCUCCAACCUGGUGACAGAGAUGAUCCGUGUGGGCUUUGUGAUGUCUGUGGCCGUGGGCUUCCCCAUGAUGAUCCUGCCAUGCAGACAGGCCUUAAACACGUUGCUGUUUGAGCAGCAGCAGAAAGAUGGAACCUUUGCUGCUGGAGGCUACAUGCCCCCACUCCGGUUUAAAGCACUAACCCUCUCGGUGGUGUUCCGAACCAUGGUCGGCGGCAUCCUGAUCCCCAAUGUGGAAACCAUCCUUGGCCUCACAGGGGCAACGAUGGGGAGUCUCAUCUGCUUCAUCUGCCCAGCUCUCAUCUAUAAGAAGGCCCACAAGAAUGCCCUCUCUGCCCAGGUGGUGCUCUGGGUUGGCCUGGGCAUCCUGGUGGUCAGCACACUCACCACCCUGUCUGUGAAUGAAGAGGCCCCCAUGGACUUGUCACAGGAAACGCUCAGCGGCCGGCGAGAAGAAGCCAAGGGCGGAAUGAAGGCCGAGGCCGCCCGGCUCUCAGUCCAGGAUCCCGUGGUGGGCAUGGCUGAGGAUGGCCGGGAGAAGCCAAAGCUGCCAGCAGAGAAAGCAGAGCUGGAGCAGGCCCAAAUUAAGGGUCCUGUGGAUAUGCCUGGAGGGGAAGCUGCCAAGGAGAAGCAGGAGGCUGCACAGCUCGAUCGCCCCGGCCACGGUAUCGCGAUUCCCAUGGGCGAGGCCCACCGCCACGAGCCUCCCAUUCCUCAUGACAAGGUGAUAGUGGAUGAAGGUCAAGACUCAGAAGGACCAGAGGAGAAUAAGCCACCUCCCAGACACACGGCAGGAGGGGAUCCUGGGGGCAAGGGGCAGAUGGCAGCCCCUCCUCCUGAGGUGGAGAGGGAGAAACAGGAAGCUGAGAGGAGAGAGGCAGAGAAGAGACCUGAGCAAGCCCCAGCCUUGGAGGCAGUGGGCACUCUUCCUGAACAACCUCAGAAGGCUCCAGAAGCAGAUGGUCAGCCUGGGAAGGGGGAUUCCAGACCAGAUGACAGGGAUCUGCAUCCAGGGCCCCAGGCUGUACUCUCUGUGGAGCAGAACUCCCACGUGGCUGGUGAAGGGGAGAAGGCUGCACACAAGGCUGAAGGGGACCUGAGGAAGCCUGUAGAGAAUGACCCCAAGAGUGACUUCGGUGAAAUGGCAGUCCUCCCAACACAGAGGCUGGAGGCUCCAGAGCAGAGGGAGGCUGAGCGGCUCGGCGGAGACCAGGGGGCCAGCAAGCUGGAAGAUGAAAUUAAAAAGAUAGUAGCAGAAGCCGGCAGGGCCGAGAUGCUGGACCAUGCCGUCUUGCUGCAGGUGAUCAAAGAGCAGCAGGUACAGCAGAAGCGCCUCCUGGACCAGCAGGAGAAGCUGCUGGCUGUCAUUGAGGAGCAGCACAAGGAGAUCCGCCAGCAGAGGCAGGAGGAUGAGGAGGACAAGCCCAGGCCCGCAGAUGUGCAGCCAGAGCCUGGGAUGGCUGGGCCUAGGGGACAGGAGGAAGAUGAGGCCCAGCAUGAUCGUGCUGGGGAGUCAAUGGAGAAUGCCCCUGUGCCCAGAGCUCCAUCCCAGGAGCUGCAUCAGCACGCCCUGGGGGAAGUCAAAGGAGUGCCCGACAGAGACCUGGUUGACCCUCCUGCUGGUGGCUCUGACACAGAGCCUCAGGCCGUCCACACCAAGCUGAAAGAAGACCAGAAGGUUGUUGCGAGGGAGGGGGCACCCAAGAAUCCAAAGAAGCGCCUUGAAGAGGAGGUCCCCAGGCACAGCCAAGAUGGUGGAGGUUCCCAAGAAAGGAAGAAAACUAGAAAGGAAGUACCAGCCACUGCCACUAACACUCGGGAAGAGGCUGACCAGCCUGUGGGUGGGGCAGAGGCUGAGGACUUACAAAAGAAGUCCAAGCCCUUAGACCGAGACCUGGGACCUGUUGUAGGCCCAUCUAGCAAGCCAGCAAGUAUGGCCUUUGAGCGCCAGGUCAUCUCUGACAAGGACCGGGAUGGUCACCCAGAGGUAAGAAAGGAGGCCCCUGGAGGGGUCAUUGUACCUGCUGAUGAGAAGAAAGUGAGGGAGGAGGAUGCUGUUCAUGACCUGAAACAGAGGGCAGACCCUAAUCCUGGGCCCAGACUAGCUGGCCUUGGGGAUCAGAAGCCGGACAAUGCUAAACCCAACCGAGACCUGAAAGUGCAGGCUGGUUCUGACCUCCGGAGGAGACGGCGGGACCUUGCCUCUCAUCCAGAAGGGGAGCCAGCUCCGAAGGAUGGCAUCAUCAUUAGUUUUAAUCCCCUGCCUGACGUACAUGUGAAUGACCUCCGAAGUGCCCUGGACACCCAGCUCCGUCAAGCUGCAGGGGGUGCCUUGCAGGUGGUCCACAGCCGACAUAUUAAACAGUUGCCUGGCGCUCUGGAGGAGUCCUGAGAACCAGCUCAUGGUGAGGGCUGCUGCCAGACAUCAGACAGCAGCCGGUCGUUCCCAGCUGUGUCCUGACUGAAUGUGGAGACCAUGUUGAUAUGUCCCCAGGGAUUGGUGUCUGAGGCCUUCACAGCACAUUGUGAAAGUCUAAAAGGCUGCACCAUCUGCAGCUGCUUCCAGACAUCCUGUUUUGCUGUCACCCCUCUUGCUUUGAGGCCACUAGACUUCCGAAACCUAAGCUCUUCCUGGCCCAGCAGUGGCUUCAGCCUGGAGCCACCCAGAGACACAAAUUCUCCGAGACAUCACACUGUGGCAGCACUUGUGUGCCUGUUGAUUCGCCUUUGUUCCACUGUGUUGAAGUCCAGUGGCAUCUCUGAUUAUAGGGUGGACAUCCUGCCGCCAGUGCAGUCAACUUGCAGCCUCUAUGAGAACCACCCUGGCCUGAUGUGGCCCACACACUCUGUGAUGAGGUGAUAAACUGCAGUAGGCACCUCUGCCUCUCCCACUUGAGGGAAGGUGAGACUCAACUUUGGGGGAGGGGGUGCCUACAGGGACACUUCCCUCCAGCCUUCCCAUUACCCAUACUUCUUGGGCCACUCUGAAACUAAUUAUGACAUUUAGAAAAAAUAAAAUACCAUUGGUACCUGA
Molecule: messenger RNA, 4069 nt
Organism: Jaculus jaculus (lesser Egyptian jerboa)
Lineage: Eukaryota; Metazoa; Chordata; Mammalia; Rodentia; Dipodidae
Gene: Slc38a10
Product: solute carrier family 38 member 10
Exons: 17
Coding region: 251-3427 (1058 amino acids)
Biological process (GO): amino acid transmembrane transport
Molecular function (GO): amino acid transmembrane transporter activity
Source: RefSeq, a predicted model, not a curated record